AUGGCUGUCCAGGGCAAGCCUGCAGCUGGCAACACCGCGAGCCCAAGGCCGAAGCAGCAGCAACUCGGGAACUUCUUCAAGAAGCACGGGUCGGACAUCGCCGGCCUCUUCCCGAGGCAUCGCAACGGCGGAUCAUCAGGUAGCUACAGCGGCCAGGCCGUGCCGGCCGACGGCGGCGAAAACGGCGGUGGUGGCCAGAGCCAGGACCCGGCGACCAACACCGGCAUGUACGUGUUGAGCUUCAGCGUCGGCACGCCGCCACAGGUCGUCACCGGCGUGCUCGACAUCACCAGCGACUUCGUGUGGAUGCAGUGCUCGGCGUGCGCCACCUGCGGCGCCGACGCGCCGGCGGCGACGUCCGCGCCGCCCUUCUACGCCUUCCUGUCGUCCACGAUACGCGAGGUGAGAUGCGCGAACCGCGGGUGCCAGCGGCUCGUCCCGCAGACGUGCAGCGCCGACGACUCCCCCUGCGGCUACUCGUACGUGUACGGCGGCGGCGCGGCCAACACCACCGCCGGGCUCCUCGCCGUCGACGCGUUCGCGUUCGCCACGGUCCGCGCCGACGGGGUGAUCUUCGGGUGCGCCGUCGCCACCGAGGGCGACAUCGGCGGCGUGAUCGGACUCGGCAGAGGGGAGCUCUCCCCCGUCUCGCAGCUCCAGAUCGGCAGGUUCUCCUACUACCUCGCCCCCGACGACGCCGUCGACGUCGGGAGCUUCAUCCUCUUCCUUGACGACGCCAAGCCGCGGACCAGCCGCGCCGUCUCCACGCCGCUCGUCGCCAGCCGUGCAUCGCGCAGCCUCUACUACGUCGAGCUCGCCGGCAUCCGCGUCGACGGCGAGGACCUCGCGAUCCCGCGUGGGACGUUCGAUCUCCAGGCGGACGGCUCCGGCGGCGUGGUCCUGAGCAUCACCAUUCCGGUCACCUUCCUGGACGCCGGCGCGUACAAGGUUGUGAGGCAGGCGAUGGCGAGCAAGAUAGAGCUGCGCGCCGCCGACGGCUCGGAGCUCGGGCUUGACCUGUGCUACACCAGCGAGUCGCUGGCCACGGCGAAGGUGCCGUCCAUGGCGCUCGUCUUCGCCGGCGGCGCCGUCAUGGAGCUAGAGAUGGGGAACUACUUCUACAUGGACUCGACCACCGGGCUGGAGUGCCUGACGAUCCUGCCGUCGCCGGCCGGCGACGGGUCGCUCCUCGGCAGCCUGAUCCAGGUAGGCACGCACAUGAUCUACGACAUCAGUGGCUCUAGGCUGGUGUUCGAAUCGUUGGAGCAAGCGCCGCCGCCGCCGUCGGGUUCAUCCCGACAGUCGUCACGGCGGCGCUCAUCGUCAGCCCCGCCGCCGCUGACCUCGCCGGCAGUGGUCGUGAUCCAUUUAAUGUUGGUCGUGGUAUACAUGUUCUUGUGA
Molecule: messenger RNA, 1401 nt
Organism: Oryza sativa Japonica Group (Japanese rice)
Lineage: Eukaryota; Viridiplantae; Streptophyta; Magnoliopsida; Poales; Poaceae
Product: aspartic proteinase nepenthesin-2
Cellular component (GO): extracellular region
Source: RefSeq, a predicted model, not a curated record